Solanum pennellii is the source of this 1292-nucleotide messenger RNA. Its product is annotated as ras-related protein RABB1c-like. Bases 681 to 1292 code for a protein of 203 amino acids. Lineage: Eukaryota; Viridiplantae; Streptophyta; Magnoliopsida; Solanales; Solanaceae. Gene Ontology annotation, molecular function: GTP binding; GTPase activity. Gene Ontology annotation, cellular component: Golgi apparatus. The transcript has a single exon. The record is from RefSeq and is a predicted model, not a curated record.
AUGAUGUUGGUGUAUAUCGCCUCUGUAUAUUAUGUAUACGUACAACUUCGUACCUUAGGAGACCAAUAUAGAACAUGAUCAACCCAUUAUCUCAAUGUAGGGUACUUCCAUCUUUUAGCAAGCUUGAUCACUUUAAAUUUUUGUCCAGUAUUGUAUAAUCACAUAUUAAUAUUCGCAUCUACAUUUAUAUAAACAUUUAUUUUGCGGAUGUAUUGAACUUUAAAUAACGACUCAAAAGUAGAUAUUUGUAGGCUUCUCUUUUUCCACGAAUCACAAGCACCAAUUAACGAGCGACACAACAUGAAUUAACUGAGUUCAAACUAAACAUUAUUAGUACUCCCGCCUUUUUCUUAAUUAGAAAAAGUGAUCCCGCCAUAUUUCAAAUAAAAAGGAUUAAGUAUAUGUAAUUAUUUUAAACUAGACGGGCUUAAAUGGAAUAAAAAAAAGUUUUCCUAAACCAUUAUGCAGAAUGGAAAUUAACAAGCUUGAUCAGUUUAAUAUUUUCCUAAAUCCUGGUGUAUUAGGAUUAGGAAACUAAUGCAUUCCUUAAUUGCACAUAAAAUUAGUAAUAACACUUCCUUCUCCGAUUGAACUUGGGAUUAAUCCUCUCCUUAUAAAUUGUUUUAAGUUUUAACUAAUAAGUUUCAUUAUUCAAUAAUUUUAAUUUAUUUUUUUUAACAAUGUCGUACAAUUACAUGUUCAAAUUCAUAAUUGUGGGAGAAACCGGAGUUGGAAAAACUUGCCUGCUUUACCAAUUGACAUCGGCGCGAUUUAAACCGGUUUACGAGGUCACAAUCGGAGCUGAAUUCGGAUCCAGAACGAUCACCGUCGAUCGGAAGCCAAUUAAGCUGCAAAUAUGGGACACGGCGGGACAGGAAAAGUUCCGAUCACUCACGAGAUAUUUUUACAGAGGCGCUGUUGGGGCUUUGCUAGUUUACGACGUGACUAGCAGGCAUACUUUCCAGCAGCUCUCGAAUUGGCUCGAGGAUUUACGAAAACACGGCGAUGAGAAAUUGACGGUAAUGGUGGUGGGGAACAAGUGCGAUCUCGAUGAAGAAACUAGGGUUGUUAGUAAGGAGGAAGGCGAGGAAUUUGCGAAGAGGAAUAAGUGUUUGUUCAUGGAAGUAUCAGCUAAAACGGCGAAGAAUGUGGAGGCGGCGUUCGGUAGCGCGGCGGAGGAAAUAUGUGAGAAGAUCGGAAAAGGGGAUUUUGGGACGGUGGAGGGAUAUAAGGGGAUUACAAUUGGGAAUUGGAGAGGAAAAACAAAAAGAUUUUACUCAUGCUGUUUUUGA